GUCAAUGGGGUUGAAUUUAUGCUUAAAUUCAUAAUAUAACAGUUUUCAAAAUGCCCCCUAAAAAGAAAAGUUCAUCAGACGAAAAUCAGUAAGUCCUAUUUUCUUUAGCUCUCUCAUAAAAUCAUUGUAUCAAUUUCUGUUAAUGUUUUUUUUUUAAAAUAAGCACCAUAUUACAUUUGCAUUUUUGUGUUAGUUCAAUUUUUAAAAAUCUUUAUUGAUUUGAUUAGUUUUGGAACAUGUUAAUUAUUUUGUUUUUUUCCAUAGUGUUAACUCUUUUGGCAAGAAGAUUAGCAUUCCCAGUGUGCCUACUCCACCACCAGGACCACCUCCUCAGCAAAUUAAAGGAAAGCGACCUAUUCCUCCAAUAGGACAACAACAGCAGGUGACGGUUUUUGUGGCUAUUUACUCCCUAGAUUAAAUAAUAUUUAUAAUAUUUAGCCUUCACCACUCUCUAUCAUUUAAAUAGUUGUAUGUUUAUAUGAAAUUUUUUAAAAGUGUAUUUUGACAUGUUAUUUUUUUUCUCAUCUGAUAAGUUUCAAAUAUUUAGGCCUACAUUCAACAUAACUUCAUCACAUUUUGAUAUUUAAUUUUGUAUAAUGAUAUCUUACUUCAAAAGUUAUUGUUAUUUUGGAUCUGAUCUUAAAAAUCAAAUUUCGUUCUGUUCACCUUUCCCAGCAAAUGCAAUGAAAUCUGUAUUAUUAUGAUUUCUUUACUUGAUAUUAUAUUUAAAAGCAUUUCACACUGACUAAUUUUCUGUUAUUUGUUCUCAAUUUAAUUUAGUAUUCAAAGAAAUAUUCUUUACUUGGCUUUGUUCUGCUGUUUACAGAUGCUAGCUGAAAACAGAACACAGAAUGACGUAACAGAAGCUGAGUUUGAAUCAGAGUCAUUUAAAGAGACUGUGAUGAAGAAGGCACCCAAAAAAGGGUAAUCAGAACUUGAAACUUUUGUGAGAAUGUAGUUUCAAGCUAAGUUACACUUAACUGAGUAUUAACAAUGCUCUCUUUCUUUUGUCAAUAACUGAGUGUUUUAAAUACAUUUAAAAUUAAAAUGAACAUAGCCUAUCCCAUUAUGAUUUUGCACUUAUUUCAGUGAGCUAAGCUAUUGCUCUGUUAACAUAUAUGAGGUCUUUAACUUAACUCCCCCUACAAUAUCAUUAAAAUAAAAUAUAUAGAGAUUUUUCAGUGGUAAAUAAAACUUGGUCAUAUAGAAAGCUUUGAAACAGUACAGAUUCUGUCUGCUAAUAUUAUUAUAAUUCAUUUGAUUAUUUAUACUUUCAUUUCUUUAAAUUCUUCAUUUUAUAUCAUAUUGGCCAUAAAGAUUCUCAAUGUUAUAUCAUAUUGGCCCUAAAGAUUCUCAAUGUUAUAUCAAUAUUGGCCUAUAAAUAACAAUUAAUAUUAUGAAGUUAUUUCCUAAAAUAAAAAUUUAAUGAUAUUUCUUAUCUUAUAAUGUCUGAUUGUUAGAAAAAUGCCCAUAUCAAAAUCCAAGGCUCCUGUUCGGAACCCUAUAAUGCAGCAAUUUGAAAAAGCUCAAGCAACAACACUAAAUUUGGCUGAAAAGUACUCUGAAUAUAAAGAAGAAUCUAUUGUACCAGAUGAAGAAAAUUCCAGGUUAGUUCAGUGUUAAAAUAUGUUAAAUUAAUUCUUAAUUGAAACAUGGUUAUCAGAUUUUAUGAUUUUAAUCAUAAAAUAAUUUAAAUUUAUAUAUAUUAAAAUUAUAUAACUCACAGAAACAAUCUGAAAAAAAGAUAUGCUAUAAACAAAACUGCUAUUGCAAAUUUAUAUGCUAUUUUUAUAUUGCAAAAUUUUUUUAACCAAAGACAUUAAUUAGCCAAAAUAUUUGCAAAGACAUGACUAUUAAGUUGUUUGUUGUAUCUGUGACUAUAUUAAAUUGAUAUGCUUUCUCAAUGAUUUUGAUAAAUGGCAAGGCUAGGAAAUAAUACAUUUCAAAAAUUCUGUUUUUUUUACCUCAAUGUUUAAAAAUAAUUCAUUUACAACUUCUGUAGAACAAGCAUUAUUACAAUGGUUGACUCAUUUUGACUCAGUCAUUCAGAUUUAUUGCAUGAAAUUCAAAACUUCAAGAAAAAUAAACUGCAAAAGAUAAGGAAAGCUGUGGAUGAUGAAACGUCCAAGGAUAUGUUUGAUCAAGAUUUGGAAUCUCCCAAACCAGUCACCUUAAGCCAAGCUGCUCUAUGCUUCAAUUUUUGGCAAGGUGACAGUUAUCCA
Messenger RNA from Lymnaea stagnalis (great pond snail), 2222 nucleotides. Lineage: Eukaryota; Metazoa; Mollusca; Gastropoda; Lymnaeidae. The record is from the annotation of a GenBank genome assembly.